Microcebus murinus (gray mouse lemur) is the source of this 374-nucleotide messenger RNA. Lineage: Eukaryota; Metazoa; Chordata; Mammalia; Primates; Cheirogaleidae. The record is from RefSeq and is a predicted model, not a curated record.
ACUCGGCAGCGUCCUAACACAGAAGAGACUGAAAACAGCUCUGGAAUUUAACCAAGAUGAUUCCACUUGAAACACCUAAAGAUAUCUCUCAUGUGAAUUUCUUUCCUAAUAUUCUUCAGGCAUUAACAAAGGAGACUGUGGCUCAGGGACUAAAGGAGGGCCAGUUGAGCAAAGAGAAAUGUUCCUCUGCAUUUCAAAACCUUCUUCCUUUCUAUAGCCUUGUGGUGGAAGACUUCAUCAAAAUCUUACAUGAAGUAGAUAAGGCCCUUGCUAAUGACCUGGAGGAAAGCUUCCCAAGUUUGAAGGUUCAUACUUAAAAACCGAAUUGGAAUUCCUUCUGUACCAGAAAUAAAUUUUAUUUUCCUCAUCGACUA